Molecule: messenger RNA, 1696 nt
Organism: Nicrophorus vespilloides
Lineage: Eukaryota; Metazoa; Arthropoda; Insecta; Coleoptera; Silphidae
Gene: Trim9
Product: E3 ubiquitin-protein ligase TRIM9
Exons: 9
Coding region: 1-1323 (440 amino acids)
Molecular function (GO): protein binding
Source: RefSeq, a predicted model, not a curated record
AUGCAAACGACUGAAUUAUCCCAUAAUCUGCAGCAGUUGUCGGAGAGGGCGCGAUCGACGACCGAGUUCAUACAGAGGCUCAAAGGGAUGAGCGAUAAAGUCAACGAGAACUGCCUGGAAUUCGAGAGUUUGGUUUCCGCCCAGUGUGAUGCCCUGAUCGCGGCCAUCCAUGCCCGUAGGGCACAGCUGCUCGAGUGCAUCAGACAGGACAAAGACUUGAGAGUGCGGGCCCUCAAGGAGCAAGUCGCGACCUGCACUGCCCGCCUCCAACACACCACCGCCCUCCUACAAUUCUGCAUCGAGGCUCUGAAAGAAACGGACAGCGCCGCAUUUUUACAAGUGGGCAGCAUGUUGAUAGGUCGUGUGGCAAAUACGGAUCAUUCGUGGCACAAGGAGUGGACGGCCCCAAGGGUCUCGCCCCACUUUGACCUCACCCUCGACGACAAGUCUGUGCACAGGGCCAUAGAUCAGCUGAACUUUAUACAGAUGAAACCUUACAAAGAUGGCGAAGAACGGGUCCCUGCAGCUCCGGCAGCUCCGACAAUAAUUCCAGAAGAAUGCAGCGCCGAGAAUAAUUCUGUGACGGUGGCCUGGCAGCCACCCCCGCAGAGUCACGUCGAAGGAUACGUUUUGGAAUUGGACGACGGCAACGGAGGCGACUUCAGGGAGGUAUACUGCGGCAUCGAAACUAUCUGCACCGUGGACGGAUUACAUUUUCAUUGCAUGUACAACGCGAGGGUGAAAGCUUUCAACAGCACCGGCGAAGGAGAAUACAGCGAAUUGAUAGGUUUGCAAACCGCAGAAGUUGCUUGGUUCUCGUUCGAUCCAGUUCUCUCAGGCCCAGGGCUUCAUUAUUCGGAGGACAGUUUAACGGUGACUGGGGAAGGUUGGGAACACCGGGUGGCACUUGGUAGUGUCGGAUUUAGCAGAGGCGUCCACUACUGGGAAUUCAGCAUUGACAAAUUCGAUGCGGAUACAGAUCCGGCCUUUGGCAUCGCCAGGAUCGAUGUAGCCAGAGAUAAAAUGCUCGGUAAAGACGACAAGGGCUGGGCUAUGUACAUAGACAGGCAACGGUCUUGGUUCCAACAUGCCGGAGGGCACGAGGAACGGGUGGAUGGCGGCAUCAGUCCCGGCAGCACGGUCGGAGUACUCCUAGAUUUGGAUAGACACACUUUAGCUUUUUACGUGAACGAGGAGCCCCAGGGCUCCGUCGCUUUCAGAGACCUGUACGGAGUGUUCUAUCCUGCAAUAAGUAUCAAUCGCGGCGUCAGCGUGAGCCUCCACACAGCAAUAGAUCCACCAUCCGAUGUAGAAGAGACAUAAAUUCUAAACUUAUAUAGAUAUAUACAUAUGAACAAUUUUAUUUCCUAGAUAGUUCUUUCAUUUAAAUGUUUAACAUAUCUUAACUAUGACGUCCUUAAAUGCAAACAAAAUUAUUUCUUCCCACAUAUAUAAAUAUUUCCUCCAAACAACAAGACAAUACUUUCGUUCUCCGUGUCACACAAUAUAAUAAUAACAAUAUACACGCGAUUUAAUCAUACACCAAUUACUUAUUAUUCGGAUUAAUAAUUUUAUAAUCAUAAAAGACUGAAUGCACAAACGUUUCGAUUUCGUUCUUUUUUCGAAAUACAUAUAAACUAAGUGAAUGUGAACUGAAAAGUAUAUGUCCAUGAAUUGCUAACAACGGAUUUAGCAA